ACAGGGAAAGCGGGGCCUCGUCGCGACCAUGGAGAAAUUCUAGGGUUUUGCUCAUUGUCGGAUCAAUCGCUGUGUUCAUAGGCUCUGGUUCCUUUUCACUCGGGCGUGCUCGUUGAAGAGUGAUUAAACCUUCCCCCGCCCCGUGUAGUAGCGUUUUGUAGAUGUGACGAGCUUGGCCACCAGGUCAGGUCGCGUCAGGGAAGAAGUAGCAGUGCACGAUGUUGAGAACCGCGGGCCGAAGCUUGUUGUCGCGCGCGCUCCACCGAGCUGUGGUGGUGCCGCAGCACCCCGCUGGCCCUCCUCCAACGGCCGCCUUGAUGUCCUCGCAGAGAUGGUUCAAUGCCAGUGGGUUCCGUGCCGGUAGCCAUGCUCCAUCUGGCGCAUUGGAUGAAUUCGGGAUUGCGACCGGAGUCGAGCGUGAAGAGCUGGAAUACCAGAGUCAGGGAAAAAAGCGCUUCGACCUCGACCCACCCCGUGGGCCUUUCGGUACUAAGGAAGCUCCUGCAAUCAUUGAGUCGAACUACGAUGAACGGAUCGUUGGAUGUUCAGGAGGUCUCGGUGAGGACGAGCAUGAUGUGACGUGGUUCACUUUGGAGAAGGGCCAAACGCACGAGUGCCCCGUGUGCACCCAGGUUUUUGAGUUAAAGGUGAUAGGACCGGGUGGAAAGCCUGGAUCUGAUGAACAUCACUAGGAACCCCACCAGAUGUUGCUUGUGUUGUGUAGCGACAAGGUCUGAUUACUCAUGUUAGAGGUUACAUAUGAAAGAUUGGAGAGGUAUUUAUGUUCUAUGGAGCCUUCUUUUGAGCAAUUAGAGGUCUUUCUGUUAUGUCUGGUCCAAAGUUGUUCUGAUGGCCUUAUAAGUAGAAUCAAUUAGAAAUGUCUAUACUGAAAUCAAUGGUGCAUCUGAUUACCGCUGAAUGCUGUUCUAUGUCAGGGAAAACACAAAAUUUCAUAUUAGAUAUGGGGGGGUUCUCUAGAGAUAUCCGUCUCUUGCUUCUCCUAAUCUUUCUUCGUC
This is a messenger RNA of Physcomitrium patens, 1016 nucleotides long. Its product is annotated as putative cytochrome c oxidase subunit 5b-like. NCBI's taxonomy places the organism in Eukaryota, Viridiplantae, Streptophyta, Bryopsida, Funariales, Funariaceae. The record is from RefSeq and is a predicted model, not a curated record. Gene Ontology annotation, biological process: mitochondrial electron transport, cytochrome c to oxygen. Gene Ontology annotation, cellular component: respiratory chain complex IV; mitochondrial envelope.